CUCUACAAAUAUGUGAUGUUUGAAACCUACCUGAACCUCAAAGCUAUAGGCUAUAAUUGGGAAGACUAUCAUCUUGAAGAACAUUGUCAAAAUAAUAGAAGUUAUGAAAGGCAUGUAAGAAGAUAUACUGGAGUGAAACCCUAUGAGUGUAAUAUAUGUGGUAAAGCUUUUACAAGAUCAAGUCAUCUCCAAUAUCAUAAAAUAGCACAUACUGGAGAGAAACCUCAUGAAUGUAAUCAAUGUGGUAAAGCCUUUACAAGACCCAGUAAUCUCCAAACACAUAAAAUGGCACAUACAGGAAAGAAAACUUAUGAAUGCAAUCAAUGUGGUAAAGCCUUUGCACAGCACAGUUAUCUCCAAAUUCAUAAAAGAACACAUACUGGAGAGAAACCUCAUGAAUGUAAUCAAUGUGGUAAAGCCUUUGCAUGUCACAGUGAUCUCCAAAGACAUAAAAGAACACAUACUGGAGAGAAACCUUAUGAAUGUAAUCAAUGUGGUAAAGCCUUUGCAUGUCACAGUGAUCUCCAAAGACAUAAAAGAACACAUACUGGAGAGAAACCAUAUGAAUGUAAUCAAUGUGGUAAAGCCUUUGCACAGCACAGUCAUCUCCAAUAUCAUAAAAUGACACAUACUAGAGAGAAACCCUAUGAAUGUAAUCAAUGUGGUAAAGCCUUUGCAUGUCACAGUAAUCUACAAACACAUAAAAGAACACAUACUGGAGAGAAACCAUAUGAAUGUAAUCAAUGUGGUAAAGCCUUUGCACAUCCCAGUGGUCUCCAAAGACAUAAAAUGACACAUACUGGAGAGAAACCUUAUGAAUGUAAUCAAUGUGGUAAAGCCUUUGCACAUCGCAGUGGUCUCCAAAGACAUAAAAUGACACAUACUGGAGAGAAACCUUAUGAAUGUAAUCAAUGUGGUAAAGCCUUUGCAAGACCCACUCACAGUUAUCUACAAAGACAUAAAAGAACACAUACUGGAGAGAAACCUUAUGAGUGCCAUCAAUGUGGUAAAGCCUUUGCACAGCGCAGUCAUCUCCAAUAUCAUAAAAGAACACAUACUGGAGAGAAACCAUAUGAAUGUAAUCAAUGUGGUAAAGCCUUUGCAUGUCACAGUAAUCUACAAACACAUAAAAGAACACAUACUGGAGAGAAACCUUAUGAAUGUAAUCAAUGUGGUAAAGCCUUUGCACAGCACAGGUAUCUCCAAAGACAUAAAAGAACACAUACUGGAGAGAAACCAUAUGAAUGUAAUCAAUGUGGUAAAGCCUUUGCACAGCACAGUAAUCUCCAAUCUCAUAAAAGAACACAUACUAGAGAGAAACCUUAUGAAUGUAAUCAUUGUGGUAAAGCCUUUGCAAGACCCAGUCAUCUCCAAUAUCAUAAAAGAACACAUACUGGAGAGAAACCUUAUGAAUGUAAUCAAUGUGGUAAAGCCUUUACAAGACCCAGUUAUCUCCAGUAUCAUAAAAUAACACACAGUGGGCAGAAAACUUACUAA
Apodemus sylvaticus (European woodmouse) is the source of this 1497-nucleotide messenger RNA. RefSeq names its product zinc finger protein 431-like. Lineage: Eukaryota; Metazoa; Chordata; Mammalia; Rodentia; Muridae. Gene Ontology annotation, molecular function: DNA-binding transcription repressor activity, RNA polymerase II-specific. Gene Ontology annotation, biological process: negative regulation of transcription by RNA polymerase II. The transcript is spliced from 4 exons. Bases 16 to 1497 code for a protein of 493 amino acids. The record is from RefSeq and is a predicted model, not a curated record.